Molecule: messenger RNA, 1098 nt
Organism: Malurus melanocephalus (red-backed fairy wren)
Lineage: Eukaryota; Metazoa; Chordata; Aves; Passeriformes; Maluridae
Gene: FCN3
Product: ficolin 3
Exons: 6
Coding region: 1-1098 (365 amino acids)
Source: RefSeq, a predicted model, not a curated record
AUGCCCUUCCACCUCUCCCUCCACAACCCCACCCCAUCUCCGCGUUCCUUCCCCACGGAGCUCCGCGCCGGCAGAGCCGCUCUSCUCUCCCUGCUCCUCACGGCCGCUCUGAGCCAACUCUCACAUGAAAAAUCCCUUCCCGGCGAGCUCCGCGAGCACGAGGACCCCCGGCAGAGCCCGGGUUUGAUCCGYUGUGGCGAGUACAGCAAUCAGGUGCUGGCCGACGGGCGAUGCCGAAUCGUGGCCACCUUGCCGCAGGGYGACGAGCGCCGCUGCCCCGACCUGUUCCGCUGCACCGAUGAGGUCUCCUAUUGGCUCCACGAGAACGAGGAGCGCAAGCAGCAGAUCUUGGAGCUCCGCGAGCUGAUCGCCGAGCUCCAGGAGGAGCUGCGCAACCACCGGCACCGCGUCAAGGCGCUGGAGAUUCAGCACGAGGAGGCGGCCGGGCUCAACCGGAGCCUGCAGCAGCGGGUUCAGGAGCUGGAGCUCCGCUCUGGCGAAUCCUCCACGCUGCAGCACAUCCAGGCCACGCUGCUCUACGACAUCCAGGCGCAGCUCAACAACAUCUCCGCCCUGGCAGACUGGGCCUGGCGUAACCCGGGCUGCGCGCCGGCGGCGGAUAUCGCACAGCACCUGCAGCACCCGGGCGGUGGUUGGACGGUGAUCCAGAGGCGCCAGGACGGAUCCGUGGAUUUCAACCGAACCUGGAACGAGUACAAGGACGGAUUUGGGGAUCUCAACGGGGAAUUCUGGCUGGGAAACGACAACAUCCACCGAAUCACGAGCCAGGGCGAUUAUUCCCUACGGAUCGACCUCGAGGAUUGGAACAACAAACACAAACACGCUUUUUACCAGGUCUUCAGAAACAUCUGCGCCGAGAUCUCCCACGGGGGCUGGUGGUACCACCAGUGCUUCUUCUCCAACCUCAACGGUGUUUAUUACAAGAAAAUUUCUCACACCGAGAUCUCCCACGGGGGCUGGUGGUACCACCAGUGCUUCUUCUCCAAUCUCAACGGCAUUUACUACAAGAGCGGGAAUAAAACGAGUCCCGGGCUCUGGAGCGAUCCAACUUUUCCAGAGGUGGGGGGUCUGGAAUGA